CAUUGUCAAGAAUCUGGUAGGGCAGGUAAGUCAUUCAGCGAACUGGAAAGGGUAUUCUGACUCCACCUUCAACAGAGACAUCUUUAUAAGCGAAGGAAACGCUCAACCGUCUUUAUUCAACCUUACAACCCGAGCUGAUCUGACCUGCUCCUGAAAAACUUCAACUCUUCUGCCGCCGUUCGAGUGACUCAAACUAGACCUCAUCAUGGUGUCAAUGGGACGACAGAUGCUGGGCUUCGCCCUGGGCAUCAUUGGCUUCUUGGGGACCAUCAUUGUGUGCGCCCUGCCCAUGUGGAAGGUCACAGCCUUCAUCGGAGCCAACAUUGUGACGGCGCAGGUCAUCUGGGAGGGCUUAUGGAUGAACUGCGUGACACAGAGCACAGGACAGAUGCAGUGCAAGAUCUACGAUUCCCUGCUGGCUCUACCCGAGGACCUCCAGGCGGCUAGGGCCCUUGUGGUCAUCGCCAUCAUCGUCUCUGCUUUUGGGGUCAUCUUGGGUGUCAUCGGAGGCAAGUGCACCAACUUCGUGGACAACGAACACUCCAAAGCCAAGGUGGCCAUUGCCGCUGGAAUCGUUUUUAUUUGCGCCGGCGUUCUUAUCCUCAUCCCCGUCAGCUGGUCCGCCAACACCAUCAUCAGGAAUUUCUACAACCCCAUCCUGACCAACGCCCAGAGGAGGGAGCUGGGGGCCGCGCUCUACAUCGGCUGGGGCACAGCUGGGCUUCUCAUCCUGGGUGGUGCCCUCCUCUGCAGCUCCUGCCCACGCAAAGAAAGCCCAGAGUAUCCGGUCAAGUACGCCGGCGCCAGGUCCGCAGCCACCAGCCGGGAAUAUGUCUGAGAGGUCUGUUCUCCUGAAAAAAAGACUUCUAAUUAUCUUAGUUUUUAUGAGUAAUCCUCCUUCGUUGUGAUUUUCUGAAAGCACCACAAGUUGUGUCUCACUUUUUUUUUAAAGUGACUGAGAUUUUGGGAGAAAUUAUGAUUUCACUGAGGCAAGAGAAAGUGUUUCUUGCUGAACAAGAACCAAUACAAAUAAUGUGGUGUGAAGAAAGAAAUCUCCCAGCAGCAUGCUGACUGGACUGAAUGAGUCGUUAUAUAUAAUGCUUGUAUCAAACCUAUCUCCUCUCUGUAAAUGCAAAUUGAAGCUGUGAUAGAACGAUGUUAAUGGUCAACAAGAGCUAUGAUAGAAGGAAGCUUGUACAGUACCCUUGAUGCUUUGUGAAUUUACUGUAUAGAAUAUUUUACACAUAUCGUUGUUCAAAUGCAAUGACUGUUUUUAUUUAAUAAAACAUUUGCUUAAGUGACA
Molecule: messenger RNA, 1303 nt
Organism: Anarrhichthys ocellatus (wolf-eel)
Lineage: Eukaryota; Metazoa; Chordata; Actinopteri; Perciformes; Anarhichadidae
Gene: cldne
Product: claudin e
Exons: 1
Coding region: 206-838 (210 amino acids)
Cellular component (GO): membrane; bicellular tight junction
Molecular function (GO): structural molecule activity
Source: RefSeq, a predicted model, not a curated record